Hibiscus syriacus is the source of this 1122-nucleotide messenger RNA. Its product is annotated as 14-3-3-like protein B. Gene Ontology annotation, biological process: signal transduction. The transcript is spliced from 4 exons. The record is from RefSeq and is a predicted model, not a curated record. The coding region runs from base 85 to 843 and encodes 252 amino acids. Gene Ontology annotation, cellular component: cytoplasm. NCBI's taxonomy places the organism in Eukaryota, Viridiplantae, Streptophyta, Magnoliopsida, Malvales, Malvaceae.
GUUUAGCGAUCUCAAGGAAGAAAAAAAAAAGGAAAAUAAAAUUCUUCUCGUUCUCUCCCGCCGAAAUUCCACCAAUUUCUGCAGAUGGCGACGGCGGUGCCGGACAAUCUAAGCCGUGACCAGUACGUUUACUUAGCUAAGCUUUCCGAACAAGCCGAGCGCUACGAGGAGAUGGUCCAGUUCAUGCAAAAGCUCGUCCUCGGCUCAACUCCUGCCGCCGAACUCACCCUCGAGGAAAGAAACCUUCUCUCGGUUGCCUACAAAAACGUGAUAGGAUCUCUACGCGCCGCUUGGAGAAUCGUUUCUUCCAUCGAGCAGAAAGAAGAAGGUCGGAAGAACGAGGAACAUGUUGUGCUCGUUAAGGAAUAUAGAUCGAAGAUCGAAGCUGAAUUGUCGGAUGUUUGCGCUAGUAUCUUGAAUUUGUUGGACUCGAAUCUGAUCCCGUCUGCUGCGGCGAGUGAAUCCAAGGUUUUAUAUUUGAAGAUGAAAGGGGACUAUCAUCGGUAUUUAGCAGAGUUUAAGGUUGGUGACGAGAGGAAAGCAGCUGCUGAGGAUACUAUGCUGUCUUACAAGGCUGCUCAGGAUAUUGCGCUGACGGAUUUAGCACCAACGCACCCUAUCAGGUUGGGACUGGCGCUGAAUUACUCGGUGUUCUAUUAUGAGAUUCUCAAUCAGUCUGAUAAGGCUUGUAGCAUGGCUAAACAGGCAUUUGAGGAAGCCAUUGCUGAGCUUGACACUCUGGGAGAAGAGUCUUACAAGGACAGCACUCUCAUUAUGCAACUCCUAAGGGACAACCUUACUCUAUGGACUUCAGAUGUUCAGGACCAGUUAGAUGAGCCAUAGAAGGUGGUUUAAUCCUUGUUAGUCCUGUUCUUCUUCUGGAGGGGGUGGACUUUGAAUGUCAUUUGCUAAUGCUGAUUAAACUGUGUAAUCUAAAAUUGGGAUUUGAAUUGACCUUGACAUAAUGUUGCUAUUAUCUCUGUAACGCCCGACUAGUUUUCUGAAUUUGGAAGUGACUGAUAGGCAGCGUUUUCCAACUAGUUAGUUAUAUUUAAUGCACAGUAGCAAUUCUUAGCUAUGGUAGAAGUUUUCCAAGAUGGCAUAGAGAAUUGAACAUAAUAA